Molecule: messenger RNA, 1200 nt
Organism: Exophiala spinifera
Lineage: Eukaryota; Fungi; Ascomycota; Eurotiomycetes; Chaetothyriales; Herpotrichiellaceae
Exons: 2
Coding region: 1-1200 (399 amino acids)
Biological process (GO): peptidyl-lysine dimethylation
Molecular function (GO): protein-lysine N-methyltransferase activity
Source: RefSeq, a predicted model, not a curated record
AUGUAUCCGUCUCGUGUCUACGCUCCCGUCCCAGCUGUUCCCUCUGCAGAAGAUCUCUUCUCUUCAGCCCUCUCGAACCUGUUUACCGACGACACACAAACCCACCACGGCGUUCCAGGACAAUCGGUGUACUAUGAUUCUCCUCACUUUGGCAGACUGUCUCUGCGCAUCCCCGAACAUCCCGAUGCCGCUGAAGGUCGCAGCCUUUUCGCGUACAACUUGUGGAACGGGGGCGUGGUAGCCGCCGACGCCAUCGAGGAGGGCAGCAACGGCCCCCUGCCCCCGAGUCAAAGUGGGACGGGCCAAGAUACCCAUGAAGAGAACCAUGCCACUUGGAACAAUCGGUACUGGAGCGUACGGGGGAAGUCGGUACUCGAGUUGGGCGCCGGAGCGGCGUUACCGAGCAUAAUAGCAGCGCUGUCCGGAGCAAAGAGCGUGGCUAUAACAGACCACCCCACGAGCACCGCGUUAACAAUGGGCGCCAUCGAGCAGAGCAUCGGCCACAAUCUCCACGUCAUUAGUACAUCCAGCGAAGAACCCGGGACGGACACUGCCACCCCCAUCACCGACAAGACGACCCUCGACGAUGUCGCCUCCCACACAGCUGCACGGUAUACAUACACACGGCGUCAAGAGCAGCAGCAAUCCCAAGCGGAAGAAGCCUCGUCAUCAUCGUCGUCGACAAAAAGAAAAACAGACACCGAAAUAUCAAUAUACGGCUACACAUGGGGAACCACGACAUUCUACCUCCCCAACACAUACGGCAAACCCACCCCAGACCAACCUGGCUCGUUCCAGCGGAUCAUCAUAGCAGAAUGUCUCUGGAUGCCCGACCAGCACGUGAACAUCUGCAAGACCAUCCUGUCCUAUCUCUCCGGAGACGAUGCUGAAGGUGACCCCUCCUGCGCGCUCGUCGUCGCUGGUUUCCACACGGGGAGAGAGAUACUCAGGCAAUUCUUCGAAGUCGCGACGGGGGAAUUCACACUCGCUGCGCAGAACGAGGAAAAAGCCGCCGCCGCCGACGACGAUGACGACGAUGACGACACAGAGACUCGCGCUGUUAGAGGGAGGCUCAAGGCUGUCGACAUGUUUGAGAUCGACGUGAACGGCGUGCGGAGACCCUGGGCUUCCAAACGACCGGGUGAAGAUAAACACAUGGCGAUGCGAUGGUGUGUUUGUGCCGUGCUUGUCAGACGGUGA